UUUUUUGUCGCCAACACUGGAAGUUUUUAUGCAAAGCAGGACGACCUUCUUUCGGCUGUCCAGUCAUGCUCAGCCGACGUUAUCAUUUGAACAGAAACUUGGCUCACAGAUGAUAUCUCGAACUCGGAACUGACCAUACACCCCUCACAUUUUAUUUUUUGUGAUGACAGAGCAGGCCGAAAGGGAGGAGGUGUACUUGUUGCAGUCAAAAAGACAUAGCGCAUUGAUCGUUCUGAUACUGUUCGAACCUUUGAAGCCGUUUGGGUUAGAUUAAAAAUGCCUACCAUGUUCAUCAUUGUAGAGGCUUGUUUUAAGCCCCCAAGUGUUAUGGAUUUUGCUCCGCUACUUCAUGAUUUUCUGGAGUCUCUUAUUCGUUUAUACCCAAAUGAUGUGCUUGUUAUUUCUGGCGGUUUCAAUUACCCUAAAAUUAAGGGGUAAUCGUGGCAGAACCUUUCAAAACAGUCUCGCGAUUUUGUUGACGUUAUAUACUCUUUUGCACUUUCUCAAAUUGUUAUUAAACCCAGUCGUGGUGACGCGAUGCGACCUUUUUUUAUUUUAAAACCCGAUCUAGUUGCAAAUACUGUGUAUAUGGAACCAAUAAGUGAUCACAUAUCGAUUAAUGUUGAACUUUUCAUUCAAUCAUGUGAGCAAUCUCUUCGGGCAAAAGCUAUUUCGAGUUACGCUAGGGCAAACCUCGGCGCUUUUAACCAACACUUUUCGCUAUCUUCAGCUUGGUUUUUAGAUGAAUUUGACUCUAGGUCUCUGAAUGAAAACUGGCUUUCUAAGUGUAAAUUGCGUGAGUUGUGUGACAAAUGGAUUCCGAAACUAACCAUUCACACGUCGUUUUCGAACCCGUGGUUUGCAACAGGUUUGAAGAGGUUGGUAAAUAAAAAUAAUAGGCUUUUUCGUGCCGCAAAGGCGUCUCAGGCUGCUAUUUCCUGGUUAAAAUAGAAGGAGUGUUAUUUAACUUGCAAAUAUAAAAUAAAAAAAGCGAAAGAUAAGUUCUUUAAUUAUGAUCUUUGGAAUAUACUGAAAACAAACCCCAAAAAGUUUUGGUCCGCUGUGAAUCCAAAGCAGGUAAAGGACUCGGUCAGCUUUAUUGACGCCUCUGGAAAAAGUUUACAAACCGCAAAGACUUGUGAGCUGUUUUGCACUUUCUUUAGUGAAGUGUUCACUGAAGAAUUUUUUCCAUUACCCUCUUACUGCCCAGAAUAUCUUAUAACCACCCAAAUGGAUGAGAUCAUUGUGACAAAUGACGGAAUUUCAAAAUGAAUAUCAAAUCUACCAUCUAACUCGGCUCCCGGUCCUGACCUUAUAACUACAAAGUUGCUAUAGAUUACAAGUGACAUAUCUAGUGUACUCUUUUCCCGCAUAUUUCAAAAAUCCCUUGACUUCGUUGUUGUUCCGGCCAUGUCGACAGUGGGCGGCUCAUUGGACGCACUGAGCACAAUGGCGCUCAACAAUACCACAAGCAUCCUCCCGGACCAUGGCGACGCCCGGACCUGCGCUGUCCGGUCUGGCGCUCUCAUGCAUCCAGACCCCGAUGACACGAUGGCCCUGCGGCUCUUGGACAUGCUCAACACCUUUUACAUGCCCGUGGUCAUCUACCUUGGCCUCGUAGGCAACCUCCUGUCCCUGGUGACGUUCCUUUUCACGCACCUAAAGUCCCGCACAUCCAGCCUCUAUAUGGGAUCGCUGGCCAUAUCCGACGCCGGUUUCCUCUUCGUGCUAUCCUUCGCUUGGCUCCAGGAGCGAGGAGUCAAUGUGAACGGGCAGGGCUGGUGCCAGAUCCUCGUCUUCCUGUCGUCAGCCUUCAGCUGCUGCUCGGUCUGGCUGACGGUGGGCUUCACGGCAGAACGCUUCGUGGCCGUCCGAUACCCGAUGUGGAGGUUUCAGUUGGGCGUCACCAAGUUCCGCCCCAAGACCGCCAUCAUAGCGACCGCCGUGUGCAGCUUCGCCUUCAACGCCCACCUCCUAGUCUUCGUCGGUGUGCGGCAGGUGCAAGGAGGCUUCCAAGAAUGCGGACUCAAUCCGGAGUACGAGGAGUAA
This is a messenger RNA of Ixodes scapularis (black-legged tick), 2049 nucleotides long. RefSeq lists its product as uncharacterized. Gene Ontology annotation, molecular function: G protein-coupled receptor activity. The record is from RefSeq and is a predicted model, not a curated record. Gene Ontology annotation, cellular component: membrane. Lineage: Eukaryota; Metazoa; Arthropoda; Arachnida; Ixodida; Ixodidae. Gene Ontology annotation, biological process: G protein-coupled receptor signaling pathway.